Molecule: messenger RNA, 10364 nt
Organism: Amblyraja radiata (thorny skate)
Lineage: Eukaryota; Metazoa; Chordata; Chondrichthyes; Rajiformes; Rajidae
Product: calmodulin-binding transcription activator 1
Exons: 24
Coding region: 79-5142 (1687 amino acids)
Biological process (GO): regulation of transcription by RNA polymerase II
Cellular component (GO): nucleus
Molecular function (GO): transcription coregulator activity; double-stranded DNA binding; protein binding
Source: RefSeq, a predicted model, not a curated record
UCUGUGCCCGGUGCUCAAGGUUGGUUGAGCGGCGGUUUCUCCGGCGGUCGGGUUUAGGGAUGUAAGUGGGGGACUGAAAUGGCUGCCGAAAAGAAGCCGGAAGAUGAUCAUGGAAACAGCAAUGGCAGUCAUGUGAAAAUAUUCUUGCCCAAGAAACUACUCGAAUGUUUACCGAAAUGUUCUGCUUUACCAAAGGAAAGACACCGCUGGAACACAAAUGAGGAAAUUGCAGCUUACUUAAUAACAUUCGAGAAACAUGAAGAAUGGUUAACAACAUCCCCUAAAACUAGGCCCCAAAAUGGCUCCAUGAUCUUAUACAACAGAAAGAAGGUGAAAUACAGAAAAGAUGGCUACUGCUGGAAGAAACGGAAAGAUGGGAAAACUACCCGGGAGGAUCACAUGAAGCUCAAGGUGCAGGGUGUGGAGUGCCUUUAUGGUUGCUAUGUCCACUCUUCCAUUAUCCCCACUUUCCACCGGAGGUGCUAUUGGCUUCUUCAGAACCCUGACAUUGUAUUGGUCCAUUACCUGAAUGUACCAGCCAUCGAAGACUGUGGCAAGCCUUGUGGUCCGAUACUGUGCUCCAUCAACACCGACAAGAAGGAAUGGGCGAAGUGGUCGAAAGAGGAGCUGAUCAGCCAGCUUAAACCCAUGUUUCACGGCAUCAAAUGGACCUGCAGUAAUGGGAACAGCAACGCCGGUUUCUCUGUGGAACAGCUGGUUCAGCAGAUCCUGGACAGUCAUCAGACCAAGCCACAGCCUCGCACGCACAACUGCCUGUGCACCGGCAAUCUGGGUGCUGGGAGCAGUGUCCACCACAAGUGCAACAGUGCCAAACACCGCAUCAUCUCACCAAAGGUGGAGCCACGAGCCGGCGCCUACAGCAGCCACGCGGAGGUCCAGAACAAUGACGUGUCAGAGGGCAAGAACGACCAUGGUCAUGGCAAGGCCUCCAGCCGUGAGAAGCGCAACGGUAAGCUGGCCAAACCGGUGCUGCUGCACCAGAACAGCACCGAGGUGUCCUCCACCAACCAAGUGGAGGUGCCCGACACCACCCAGAACUCCCCGGUCUCCAUCAGCAGCGGCCUGAACAGUGAAACAGACAUGGCCGACAGCCCGGCCAUCACGGGCGUGUCCAGCAUGGCCGUAGCCUCGGUGAUGUGCAGCCUAAGCCAGAACGCCACCGUCUUCAUGUCGGAGGUCACCAACGAGGCGGUGUACACCAUGUCGCCAAGCGCGGGGCCCGGCCAACACCUCAUCGCCUCCGACAACGGGGCCCAAGGCCUGGUGCUGGCCGUCAACUCGGACGGGCACAAGUUUGCGUUCGCCUCCUCGGCCGCGGCCGGCAACCCCGACGGCCUGGCCAUGAUGUCGGCCGGCGUGGCGGAGGACCUGGUCCUCUCCUCCACCCUGGAGAACAGCGAGAAGAUCCCGGAGGCCAACAUGAACUUCGACCCCGACUGCUUCCUCAACAACCCCAAGCAGGGCCAGACCUACGGAGGAGGGGCGCUGAAGAACGACGGCGGCAAUGGGGCGUGUCGGCAGCCGCCGGGCAGCGAGGCCGGCUACUCCUUCAGCGGGCCCCUGGUGAAGGAGAUCAAGACCGAGGACAACUCGUUUGACCAGCAGAUGGCCAAGGAAGGGUUCCAAACCAACUCCGCCCCAACCUCCAUUUCCUUAACACCUGGAUCGGCCUUGCUGUCCUCUGGGGGCCUGAGUCCCAGCACCACCCUGGAACAGAUGGACUUCAGUGCCAUCGAAUCCAGCAAGGACUUUUCCUCGGGUUACACCCAGAACGUGCAGAGCCCACACGUGCACCAGAACCCCUCGCCCAGCUUCUUCCUGCAAGAGGCCAACAAGGCCCACCGGCUGGAGCCCUCCAUACACAACAACGGUUUGGGCGAGAGCGGGGGAGGGGCCUUCGCCAGCACCCUGGGGCUGGCCAACAUCAAGACCGAGUCGCCCGCCCAGGCCGCCUCCAGCUGCAACGGUCCAGUGCAGCCGGGCCGCGUGGACGCCUCCUCUUCCAUGCAGCUGCUGCAGUUCCAGGCCAACUUCCAGCCCAUCGCCGCGGAGACCGAGGUGCCCAUGGAAACGGCGGCGCCUGCAGAGGGGGGCGAGGGCCUGAUGAAGGUGGCCGAGCUGCCGGCCUGCGGCACCGAGCACUACAUCCAGGCCGAGGUCGCCGGCGGCAACGGGCUGCCCAUCCUCCAGGGCAACAUGGUGUCCAGCUUGUACCCAGUGGCCCACCACAGCCUGGGCGCCUCGGCCAACAUGGAGCUCAACCUGGACCAUUUCGACAUCUCCUUCAGCAACCAGUUCUCCGACCUGAUCAACGACUUCAUAUCGGUGGAGGGCGGCGCCAACGCCCUGUACGGGCAGCAGCUGGUGGCGGGCGAGGCCGCGGCAGGCGCCGGACUUCAGCAGCCGGAGGACGAGAGGACACGGGUGGCCACCUUCAGCCAGGCGGAGAUUUGCAUCCCCUGCUGCAGCCCCCAGCAACAGCAGCAGCAGCAAGGGAUGCAGCUGGGCAGCGGCGAGGGUGGAGGCAGCUCCAUGACCUACAUGCACGUGUCGGAGGUGGUCUCGGCUCAGGGAGCCCUGGGGUCGCUGCAGCAGAAUGGCCGGCUGUUCAUGGUGACCGAUUAUUCCCCGGAGUGGUCUUAUCCCGAGGGCGGAGUGAAGGUGCUGAUCACAGGGCCGUGGCAGGAAGCCAGCAAUAAUUACAGUUGCCUAUUUGACCAGAUUUCAGUGCCUGCAUCUCUUAUCCAGCCUGGUGUUCUCAGAUGUUAUUGCCCAGCCCACGACACAGGCCUUGUGACUCUACAGGUUGCCUUCAAUAGUCAAAUCAUCUCGAACUCGGUCGUCUUUGAGUACAAAGCCCGGGCCAUGCCAACUCUCCCCACGUCCCAGCAUGACUGGCUGUCGUUAGACGACAACCAAUUCAGGAUGUCCAUCUUGGAGCGCCUGGAGCAGAUGGAAAGGCGAAUGUCGGAGAUGGGAUCUCACCAACACCACCAGCAGACUGGAGGGGGAGGAUUGGGAGGAGGAAAUGGAGGAGGGGGUGGCAACAAUCAGGCGCAGUGUGCGUCUAGGGUGGCCAGCUGUUCCUUUGAGAGCCGCGUGGUGUUGGUUUGCGAGAAGAUGAUGAGUCGCGCCUGCUGGGUGAAAUCCAAGCACCUCAUUCAUUCCAAGACCUUCCGGGGAAUGACCCUCUUGCACCUGGCGGCGGCUCAAGGCUACGCUACGUUGAUCCAGACCCUCAUCAAAUGGCGCACAAAGCACGCAGAUAGUAUUGAUCUAGAGUUGGAGGUGGAUCCGCUGAAUGUCGAUCAUUUCUCCUGCACGCCUCUGAUGUGGGCCUGUGCUUUGGGGCACACUGAAGCAGCAGUCGUACUAUACAAGUGGGACAAUCGGGCCCUCUCCAUCCCGGACUCGCUGGGUCGUUUGCCUCUGACAAUCGCCCGCUCCAGGGGGCACGUGAAGCUGGCAGAGUACCUGGAAGAACUUCAGAGGGAGGACGAAUCGCAGAUCGCUGGCCUCCCCCAAACCCCCGGGAUGGUUUGCUCCCCCGCUGAAAAAUCAGCGAGUGACAGCUGGAUGGGACAGUGGAACAAUGGCAGCAACAGCAGCCAGGAGUCUCAGAAGAGUGUCAGCACAUCGUCAUCUACAGAUCUCAGACGGCCAAGGUCGGAAUCUCUCCAGUACCGUGGGAAUGACAACCAGCGAGAUCUUCCAGCUUCCAAGAAGCACAAGCUGAACACAGAGCACUUCCACGCCAGGCCAGACAAAUCAUCACCCCCUCCACUCAAUCUCGAGCAGAAGAUCGCCACCAAGCUGAACUCCAGCCCGAAACAAUCAAGCCCCGAGGCAGUCGAUUCCGAAAUGGAGAGGAAGAGUCCCAGGGAAACCUCCCACCAUACCUCAGAAUUCUCUUUGCCACUAGCCGCCGGAUGCCGGAAUGUCGGCAACCAGACGAGUCCAAAAUGGAGCCAGAAGGAGAUAUACGUCAGUGUAGCAGCACAGACUUCAACAGGGCAGCCCGCGGUGAUUAGGAAGGUGUCAAGUCUCAGUGCCAGUUCCAUUCCAGCUCACAGGAUACAACAGAAGCAAGACAUCAGUGUUCUAAUGUUAUCGGAGAGAGAGAUGAUGGAUGCAGAACUGUUAUCAUACAAGGAGAACGAGGAGUGUCUCCAACAUAUGGAUGAUUUGCAGGCUAAUAUGAUGUCCUUGGCUGAACAGAUCAUUGAAGCCACACCAGACAGGAUCAAGCAGGAAAACUUCAUCCCGAUGGAAUUUUCACUGUCCGAUCGAGGGGAUGUCCCCAGUGUGAACACCACCUUAAACUGGUUGGCCAGCUACCUGGCCGAUGUGGACCAUUUACCCAGCUUAUCUCAGCUUCGAUCUUUGUACAGUGAGCCCCUGACUCCUCCCUCUAACGCAAGCCAAAGUCCCGCCUCAUCACCAAUCAGCGACGUUAGUUUUGAGAAGCCCACUCUCCCAUCGGCAGCGGAUUGGUCCGAGUUCCUGAGCGCUUCGACCAGCGAGAAGAUGGAGAAUGAGUUUGCCCAGCUGACCCUCUCGGACCACGAGCAGAGAGAGCUGUACGAGGCCGCCAAACUGGUGCAGACCGCUUUCCGGAAGUACAAGGGACGUCCCUUUAGGGAACAGCAAGAAUUGGCUGCUGCUGUCAUUCAGCGCUGCUAUAGAAAAUACAAACAGCUUACAUGGAUAGCCUUGAAGUAUGCACUUUACAAAAAGAUGACGCUGGCCGCCAUCCUGAUCCAGAGCAAGUUCCGCAGCUAUUACGAGCAGAAGAAGUUCCAGCAGAGUCGACGGGCAGCUGUCCUGAUCCAGCAGUAUUACCGUAGCUACAAGGAGUGUGGAAAAAUGAGGCAGAAGCGAAGGACAGCUGCCAUGGUCCACCAAAAAAUCAGGAGCAGUCUGUUGACCAAGAAACAGGAUCAAGCUGCACGGAAAAUUAUGCGAUUUCUGCGCCGUUGUCGUCACAGCCCCCUGGUGGACCGUAGACUGUACAAAAGGCGCACUGGGAGAAAAGAAAACCACAUUUGCUGGAGUCUUAGAGCUGAACCCUUACAUACGCGGAGGGAGAGUGAAAGAAUUGAGAAAGGCCAAGGAACCUGAAGAUUCACAGAAGCACCCCAUAGCAAUGUAACAUUGCUUCCUGACUGUUUUCUUUAUGUUUAUAUCAGAGACAUUUACAAAGAUCACUAGAGAUUUGGGAAGAUUAGCAACACUCUCAUCGCAACAAGGCUCUAGAAACUUUUUUUCUCUCGACCACAUCGGCACUUUUAUGGAACUUUUUUUAAAGAAAACGAAACAAGGCGCCAUAGAACUUGCAACUUAUUGUUUUAAGAACUUGAAAACUAACUUGUAGAAUGAAAUAACCUCUUUACCAGCCUGGUGCGUAGUACUGUAAACUUGUGUCAAGGUUUGCAACACAAAAAAAAGGGGCUUUUUUUGUCGGGAUUAAGCAAAUGUAUGUAGAGAUAUCAAAGAGUGAAGAAAAAAGCAGGUCAGUGCAUUGAGGGGAGUGUUAGUCUGAAAGGAAAGGUGAUGCACAGCUUAUGUGGAUCCUGAGCCAGGGGGUCACGGGUUUUGCACGUUCUGGUGGGUGUGAUCACGGCCACCCUGCAGUGAUAGGGAGUGGUCCAAUACUAGGCCUGGGACUUCCUCUCUUCGAACUUCUUCCUUGCUUUCAUCAAAUCCUGCUGUUGAUCCAUGCUGGGAUUGAACAUAAUGCAAGGGUAGGAAGGAGGAGGAAGAAGAGUUGGAGAUGAGCCCUGUCUCCAGAUGUUGGAUGCAAGCAAUGUGCAAUUUGCCAAAUGGAAGUGGCCUGUGGCUACAUAUAAUCUGCUCGUUCAGUUAACUGGGCAAGGUGCCUGAAAUCUGAUAUAUUUUCCUUGCCCGUUCUCUCCUUUUCUGACUAGAACCCUCCAUACCAGAAGUACUACGGUCUUAAAAACUCUCUUAAGGACCAAUGGUAACUUCUUGGGGCCAAACAAAGAGAACAGCUUGAAGCUAUAUAAUUUUAUUUUCUGUAUAUUGGUUAAACCUUGUGGAUAUUUGGUGUGUGUGUGUGUGCGUGCAUGUGUGUUUCAAACCAACCAAUGUUUUGCGUAUCUUUCAGCCCACUUUUGGUUGUAAACUGUGAAGGAAAUCAGAAGUUUAACAGUUUCUGAAGUCCCGGAGCCUUACUGUUUUGGAGAUACUCAUCACUGUUAGAUCAGGUAGCAAGCUGGGCUGAAUGUCCCAGUCAGCUGGAAGUCACCUGGCAAAUCUGCACCAGAUUCAGCCUACUAGGUAGGGUAUGCACUGCAAAGAAAGGUGAAUAAUUACUUGCAAAAGACCCCAUUCUCAAAUAUAGGUAUUGUCCUCACUGAUCUGGAGGGGCAAACGUGAACUGACAAGUCUCUGCUGUUGGAAUAAUAGUCACUAAUCAAAAGAGUUCCUUGCAGAAUACCUUGUGCAAUCUCUAGCGUCAGAUCCGUUAUUCGUUAGUGGGAGUUGGUGGGCUGGUUGCCUGCUGGGGACAUCACAGCUAAGAACAGACCCGAUGGAAACAUAUAUGCACACUUUUCCAGCUGGGUUGACUGGAUCCUGAUUGAGAGCAGCAAAGCCAACUGGUUUCUCCCUUGAUCCCAUGCUAACCAGGAAGGACCAUCGCAUACCAGAGUCUUGGUAGACUUAAAUGUGGUUUUGUUUGGAAAUCUGAAGCCCGCAUGAAAGCUGAGCGGCACCAGGAUUGAAUGCCUCAGAGGGACACUGAGUUACACCGUCAGAGAGCAUGUCAUCUCCAUGCCUCCAGACUCCACGGAGAUAGGUCACUCCCAAGUUAAGUAAUUAUGUGCAAUGUACAGUAAGUGGAUUUAUCACAUCUUCAUCUCAAUCAGUGUAUUCUGCAUUGAUGGACUUUGGUGGGGUGACCUACACUACACAAACAGCAUGCAGUGUAUAGAGCCAGCCAAGUAUUCAUUACCCCCUCAGGUGCUACAUUGAUAUGUGUGGGUCAUUUAAAUAAGUUUAAAAAUAAUGAAAUGAUGGAGUGACUGUGUGUGUGUAUAAACUUAUUGUUGAGGUUUUUUUUUAAUGUCUUACCAGAUCUUACGAGAGUUGCUGGAACUGAGAUUUUAAGAUGGUGGUUGGGUCACCUGGUGAGAUACACCCAAAGCUAACACAGGAGGCCCUGGCAUGUCUACAAACAUACCCUUGCAGUAUUCCCUGUAUUGCCCUUUAUCCCUCUCUUCCCCUCUCCUUGUCUCGUGAAGGGCGUUACUGCUACAGGUCAAGCCCCAGGUGCUGUCCAUGUUCCAGGCAACAUGUAAUUCUCAGCUAACAUCUCUGUAACCAGUCUAUCUUAAAUUGGCUGCUGUGUUUCUUUAAAUAUGACAGUGAUGAAAAGUAGUUAAUUGGCUGUAUCUCGGGACAUCCUGAGUUUGCUUUAUCCAAGCACUCAUUGUUUGGAGAAGAGGCUUGGAAUUGUCUGUGGUGUUGACAUGUGGAGCCCAGACCUUUGGCUCCAAGAAACAGUGCAAACUGACCGAUUACUUCCGUUCCUGUCUCCAUGCUGGCCAAUUAUCAGUGUUACGUUGAUUUGAAAUGAACCAUGAGGGACAUAUACUUUCAUCAACAGUCAACAACGAGCCUGGUCUUCCCAAGGCCAAAGGCCAGUGUGAGGAGAGAGGAUUUCAAUUUUCCCGAGUGUUAAAGGCUAGUAAUAUGAGAUUGAAGCUGGCCCUACUUUUCUAUAAACAGAAAAGGCCUCCCAAGGCCAACAGUGUUGAAGGUGGCACAGCCUUAUUUUCCAGAUUGCCUGCCAGUUGGGGAUGUUGAAGAAAAGCAAUGUAUUUUAUUGGACCAUCUAGUUUGCUGUUGCAAAGGGGCAGGAAACUUGGAUUAGGUUUGUACUGAGAUACAGACAGAAACCCAACCAACCCUCCAUAAACUCAUUAUUGAUCCAUUAUUGAACCCUUUGCCGUGGUCAAAGUAAAACAGAUUGCUGCCCACUCUAUUGCCAUGAGCUGAUUUGAGAAAAUCAUGCAGUUUUAUUCUUCUUAGCUUAGUUUUAAAUUACUGUGAACUAGCAUAACGGAAUGCUUCUUGAACAACCUGAGCCAUCUAAAACAAAAUGCUUCUGGUGGGGGGGGGGGGGGUAAACCACAUCAGUAUUUCUAGUAGAGGGUAGAUGUGUUGCUACUAUGCAAUCGUGCUAUCGUUGGUAAACAUUAUUACUGACAGCUCAGUGCAUCAAGUUGUAAAGCAAGACCCUUCCCCAAAUAACAUUUCAAACUAAUGAACAAACAAAAUUGAACAAACUGACUCCCUCCAUCUACCUUUACCCUUCAAUUAUACCUUGUGAGGCACCAUUAAAAAGCCCCCCUGCGGUCUUUAUUAUGUUGCUUCACUGGCUGCAUAUCAUUAAAAAAACAUUGUACUGUCAAAAAAAAAGUCUUACUCUGCUUCUCACCAUUGAGUUCACAAAGUACGAGUAUCUGCUGCACUUCGGGCCAUGGCAGGGUAAUGAUCCUGUUCUGUCUGUCAUCAUUGCAAGCUGAGGAGGUGCCCAGGUGCAGCCCAGGUGUGUUGAGGUGAGAGUACCUCACCACAUUUGUUUGCGAUUGAAAUGUUCUCUCACUGACCACACUACAAAGACAAAGGGAAUGGAGGGGGGUUGGGUUUGCUGACAAUGGGGGCAGGAGGUUCCACAUAAGCUGGGUAUUAACCUUAUCCAAAAACUCCCGAAACCUUUCUUCCUCAACAGUCACUGUCACCUUGCUCGUGUCCUGUCACAUCCUGCACUUUAUUUUGCCUUACUUUAUAACUUUUUUUUAGUCUGAACUUUUUUUUAAUAUAUAUAUAAUAUAUAAAUAGUUUAUUUAAAGCUUUGAUUAUUUAAUUUAUUUUCUUUUGUUCUUUCUUUAUUUCAAAAAGCAUUUAAGCUUUUUUAGCCUUUCAAAAAUAGGACAAUUUUUUUGUGGGGUCACAUUCAUUGCCUUGACAUCGUACAAGACAGUAAGGUCUUGUAUGAUGUAUUCUGCUGGCCAGUAAUGUCCAUAUUCUUGGCUACUGUCAGUAACCUGGGUGGACUCUGUAUAUAUUGAAGAUCAUGAUAGGGAGAUGAAUGAAAACAAUGAAAAAAAGUGGGAUGCCAACAAUGAAUUAUUUUACUGUGAGUGGUUAUGAGAUUGGUAAUGGCAGAAUGGGAAUUUGUAUAGUUUUAUCUGAAUGAGCUAGCAAUGUGGAUAUACUGUUUGUAAAUAAUGUAUAUAUACUUAAAAUGAUGGAAAAAAAACACCAGAGAUAUGUGCAUGACUGUAAUGAACAAAAAAAAAACAAAAGGAAGUAUUAGAAGCAAAUGACCUGUAAAAUGAAAAAAAAAUCACUGUAAGAAUUCCUUAUUUUAAAUGUUCUUUAGAAGAACAUUUUUGCUAAAGCAUGAUUACUUGCAAAAAAACUACUGUACUUAGAAUUAGAAAACAGACAGCAAAAUGAUAUAACUGAAAAGUUUAUGUUUACAUAUUUCUUUUCUGUUUGGCUACCAAGACUUAUCUCCUUUGCCAAUGGGUGCCAAGUAAUGUGAAUGCUGUAUUGCUAAAAGAAAAGACACAACAUUAAGUUAUAAUCUUUGCUGAGCAGGUUACUGUAAGGAUAUAAUAUAUAUAUAUAUAGCAUUAUACCAUAAAUCACUCUUUGAAAAGAAAGAUUAACAGGCAUUUUUAUGUUAAAUACUGUGUGAUACAGUGGAAAAUGUUACACACAUAAUACACACAUACAUAUGCAUACAAAUACACGCACACAUACAGGACACAAUAGAUUUUGAAAAAAAUAUAUUACAUAAAUCAAACUUGACAGUAAUGGAAAGAAUGUCCACUUCAUCUGUUCAUCUGAGAUUAGACAAACAGGUCACAACAUUGCACAAAAAAAAAUAAAAAAAAUAAAAUUCUAGAAAAUGCAAAGCUUUGUUGCACACUGCAACAACCCAGAGACAUAUGCUACGACAGAGACUCCUGGGGUUGCUCACAAUUGCAUGUGAUACUAGUGUAGAUUCUCCUUUUUUUUUUUUUUUGUCUCUCUUUUCUUGCCCCUUCCUUUUUUUUCCCCCCCUCUCUUUCUUCCUCUACACUCUCUUGUUUUUAACCUUUUUGAUUUCAACCUUUUGUUUCAAUUGUUCCUCUUUUUGUAUGUCUGCAUGUGAGAGCGUCACUGGGUCGUUUAGAAUCUUUACAAGGGAUAGCCCAGCUGCCAGAGUCAUGCAAACAUUUUAAAUUCCCCGUCAAAAUUAUGUAAGAUGUUUUUGAAUGCUUUAUAAUCCUUUCUGCUGUAAAUUAAAAAAACAAAGAAAAAUC